Molecule: messenger RNA, 1746 nt
Organism: Neospora caninum
Lineage: Eukaryota; Apicomplexa; Conoidasida; Eucoccidiorida; Sarcocystidae
Product: Renin, related
Exons: 9
Coding region: 1-1746 (581 amino acids)
Biological process (GO): proteolysis
Molecular function (GO): aspartic-type endopeptidase activity
Source: RefSeq, a predicted model, not a curated record
AUGGACACACGCAUCAUGUCUCCGUCGUCGCGGUUCCGGAAUCUUGUCAACACUCAGGCCUCUUCCCACGAAGUGGGGAAGAGAUCCUCCUUGUACGCUUCGCUGCUUGACUCUCCCCCAGUUUCCUUUCUUCCGGGCGGCUCAGCUGUCGCGGAACGGGAUGUCGAGGACGAGUCGUGGCAGGAUCCUGCUGGCUCUUUUUCUCGCGGCGCCAAGACCAUCGACAGAGCGUGUGCGUUUACCCGACUUCGCGAAUUCACGUCUCUGAGAGAUCCGCUCGGAUUUUUCAACCAUGCGAAGAAACGGCACGGACAAGGCAAGGCCGGAGGCCGGUUGCCCUCCGUGCUCUGCAUCACUGCACUCUGUCGUGAGAGAUUUCUUUUGUUCUUUUGUUCAACACCCGGGGUGGUCAAGUCUCGUCCUGUUUACUCUUCACAACUGUUCGCCGGUUGGUCCUGCUGGCUCUUCACGGGAAAGUGGAAAUGCGCCGUUCUCCGUUGUCCGUUCCGUUCAGGAGUGAUGGUGAUGCCUCUGCGCAAAAUGAAAUCGUUGCGCCAGAUUGGCUGGGAGAGAAACAGCAUCACCGUUCCAGAUUUGCAAGCGCAUCUUGUUGCCUCUCUGCGUCAGCAAGAAGGCCUUUCCAAACGUGACGGGAACUUCUCGGGGCCUUCCGAUGGAGACGACAUCAGCAUUCAUGACUACAUGAAUGCACAGUACUACACGGAAAUUUAUGUGGGGUCUCCGGGCCAGAAGGUGCGCGUCGUCGUCGACACAGGCAGCAGCGAUCUGUGGGUCUGCAGUGCGUCUUGUGGGAUGCUGUGCAUGCUGCACAAGACCUACAACCACGGGAAAUCGGAAACUUACCAAGAAGACGGGACGCCGUACCACGUUGAGUAUGCAUCGGGCCCCGUUGGAGGCUUCCUCUCUGUCGACGACGUCGCGCUGGCGUCCCUCCGAGCAGCAAAGUUUCUGCUAGCCGAGGCUGUUGACCUGAAGGGUCUGGGCACAGCCUUCUUCUUCGGGAAAUUCGACGGCAUCCUGGGAAUGGGCUUUCCCGCGUUGGCCACGAACGGCCUGAAGCCGUUUAUGCAGGUGGCGGUCGAGCAGAAUGUUGUUAAAAACUGGAUCUUCGCCUUUUAUCUCGGUUCGGCGAACGGCGUGGACGGAGAGCUGGCCAUUGGCGGAGUCGACGAAGAGCGCUUCAUCGGCGACAUCAACUUCUCCAAGGUUGUCGAUUCGCGUUACUGGAUGAUCGACACAAAGGGCCUGAAGAGUAACGGAGACCUUGUUGCGCCGACCACGAAGAUGAUCAUCGACAGCGGCACUUCUCUGAUUGCAGGCCCUCUGGACGAAGUGAAGCGCAUCGCCAACAUGAUGGGAGCUUUCGCGGUUCCCCUGAUGCCCGAGGGCACGUUCUUCAUUUCAUGCGAUAAGGAAAAAGUCCUCCGAGAUCUGCAGCUCGAGGUCGAGGGGCAAGACUACCCCAUAAAAAUCAAGGAUCUCCUCAUUCCCGUUAGCACGGCCCCGGGAGCGCCUUGCCUCUUUGGAAUGAUGGGGCUGAAAGCCUUGGAGGGCGAUGCCUCGACACCCAAAGGCGUCAAGGGAUUCCCGACCCCUCGACUGCUUGCCUCAGAAAAGGGACCGAUUGGCCGUACUUGGAUCUUGGGAGACCUUUUCAUGCGCAACGUGUACACAGUGUUCGACUACGACAACAAACAGAUUGGGUUUGCGAGACUCAGGAACUGA